Glycine soja is the source of this 2376-nucleotide messenger RNA. Its product is annotated as hsp70-Hsp90 organizing protein 1-like. NCBI's taxonomy places the organism in Eukaryota, Viridiplantae, Streptophyta, Magnoliopsida, Fabales, Fabaceae. The transcript has 7 exons. The record is from RefSeq and is a predicted model, not a curated record. Gene Ontology annotation, molecular function: Hsp90 protein binding. The coding region runs from base 141 to 1844 and encodes 567 amino acids.
CUGUUCCAGAGUCAAUAGUCCACUCUCCACUCUCCCCAACUCUUUCCAAAACCAAACACCUUUUUCGUUUUUUGUUUUUUGUUUUUCCGAAUCCGUCUCUACUUUUCCACUCCGGUUAAUUAAUUAAUUAUUCAAAUUCAAUGGCCGAGGAAGCCAAAGCCAAAGGCAACGCGGCCUUCUCCGCCGGCGACUUCGCCGCCGCCGUCCGCCACUUCACGGACGCCAUCGCCCUCUCCCCGUCGAGCCACGUCCUCUACUCCAACCGAUCCGCCGCCCACGCCUCCCUCCAGAAAUACGCCGAGGCCUUAGCCGACGCCCAGAAGACCGUCGACCUCAAGCCCGACUGGCCCAAGGCCUACAGCCGCCUUGGCGCCGCCCUCCUCGGCCUCCGCCGCCACCGCGACGCUGUCUCCGCCUACAAGACCGGCCUCCAUCUCGACCCCGACAACGCCGCCCUCAAAUCCGGCCUUGCCGACGCCCAUGCCGCCGCCUCCCGCCCGCCCCCCACCAGCCCCUUCGCCACCGCCUUCUCCGGCCCCGACAUGUGGGCCCGCCUCACGGCGGACCCCACCGCACGUGCCAACCUCCAGGACCCCGAGUUCGUCAAGAUCAUGCAGGACAUCCAGAAGGACCCCAACAAGUUCAACCUGCAUUUGAGUGAUCAGAGGGUCAUGCAUGCCGUUGGGGUCUUGCUCAAUGUCAAAAUUCAAACCCCUAACGACGACAACGCCGACGCCGCCGGUGAUGACGUGUCCGAGGAUGACCCUGUAUCCCAGUCCGAAUCCGAAUCCGAACCCGAACCGGAGCCUGAAGUGGCGGAGGAGGAGAAGGAGGCGAGGGAUAGGAAAGGGCAGGCUCAGAAGGAGAAGGAAGCCGGCAAUGCCGCUUACAAGAAGAAGGAUUUCGAAACCGCGAUUGGACAUUACACCAAGGCUUUGGAGUUGGAUGAUGAGGAUAUUUCCUACCUUACUAAUCGUGCCGCUGUUUACUUGGAGAUGGGAAAGUUUGAGGACUGCAUAAAAGAUUGUGAAAAGGCUGUUGAGAGGGGAAGAGAACUAAGAUCAGAUUACAAGAUGAUAGCAAGAGCUUUGACAAGGAAAGGUACUGCAUUGGCCAAAAUGGCUAAAUGCUCUAAGGAUUUUGAACCUGCCAUUGAGACUUUCCAGAAAGCACUUACAGAGCACCGCAACCCAGACACCUUGAAGAAACUGAACGAAGCUGAAAAGGCUAAGAAAGAACUAGAGCAACAAGAAUAUUUUGAUCCAAAAUUAGCUGAUGAGGAGAGAGAAAAAGGAAAUGAAUUAUUCAAGCAGCAGAAGUAUCCUGAGGCUAUUAAGCAUUAUACAGAAGCUAUAAAAAGGAACCCAAAAGAUGCUAAGGCUUACAGUAACAGAGCUGCAUGCUAUACGAAACUAGGGGCAAUGCCCGAAGGUUUAAAAGAUGCAGAGAAGUGCAUUGAGCUUGAUCCAACCUUUUCAAAGGGUUAUACUAGGAAAGGUGCAGUGCAAUUUUUCAUGAAAGAAUAUGAAAAAGCUUUGGAAACAUACAAGGAGGGUUUGAAACAUGACCCUAACAAUCAGGAAUUGCUUAAUGGCAUAAGAAGAUGUGUAGAACAAAACAAUAAGGCUAGCCGUGGAGAUUUUACUCCUGAGGAGUUAAAGGAGAGACAGGCCAAGGCAAUGCAAGACCCAGAGAUACAAAGCAUUCUGCAAGACCCUGUUAUGAGACAAGUAUUGACUGAUUUCCAGGAAAAUCCCAGAGCUGCAGAGGAACAUGCGAAGAAUCCAAUGGUGAUGGACAAGAUUCAAAAGCUGAUCAGUGCCGGGAUUGUCCAGAUGAGAUGAAUGUGAUGGAAGGUGGCAAUCAAGCAGAGAAACAAUUGACAAUUGUAUUUUUCAGUGUGACCAUAUAAUUUAAAUAGAUUGAAUUAGAAAAACGAGGAGAAUUUGCUAUUGGGAGAUUUUGUGUCGCUCUCUGCAUUCGUUUGUCUUGGUGAAUUCAUCAUAUUAUUUGAGUAUGUCAAAUGCAGUCCAUUUUUACUCUUAACCGGUGCCUCCUGCAUGCUGUCACUGCUGUGACUUUUCUGUUGAGUUUUGUUGUGGCGCAAAUGUGAUGUCGUGGAUUUAGAUAUUGUCUAAGGUUGUACAAGUUUUUUUUUUUUUCUUUGAGAAUGACUACAAUUUUGGUUUCAAGUGUACAUUUUACUUUAGAAUAAAGUAGGUUCGGAGUAAUUGUGGCUGUUGAUUAGGCUUUCAAUGUCUAGUAAGAUUUGGUAAACCUUAGACCAGAGUCAUUUCUGCCGUUUUAGUUGUUUGAAUGGGAAUGUACAUUGGACUUAUUAGGGGAAAUGAAAUCUGAGAGUCAAAACUUGUAAUU